Messenger RNA from Malania oleifera, 3548 nucleotides. RefSeq lists its product as uncharacterized. The coding region runs from base 502 to 3162 and encodes 886 amino acids. The record is from RefSeq and is a predicted model, not a curated record. Gene Ontology annotation, molecular function: nucleotidyltransferase activity. NCBI's taxonomy places the organism in Eukaryota, Viridiplantae, Streptophyta, Magnoliopsida, Santalales, Ximeniaceae. The transcript is spliced from 9 exons.
AAUUUGUUUUGUUUUUCCAAUUUCGUCUGCAUUGCGUCGCGUCGCGUCGCGCCCGCGGUUCCGUCCCCGCAGAGAGAGAGAAGAGAGAGAGUUGUUUUUCCGCAGCGAAGAGAUUUGUUUCUUUGAGAAACAAAAGACAAUUGUUUCGGAUCGCUGUUUGAACACACUCACAACCUCAGCAGCUGUGUUUGUCUGCUAUCCAUUACUCGAACUUCACCAAAAGAAAAAUUAAAUAAAAUCACAGAUGACCCUUCGCUUUCUUCAUCAGCUUCACAGACGCACACUCAACCACUGAUUCCCGUCCUCCCUCUCUCUCUCUCUCUCUCGAAUUCUGGAUGCUAACGGCGUCGAUUUGCCCCCUCCCGACACUUGUAACCGUCGCCGGGGUGUUCUGUAUACGGAGGUUUAAUAUGGGUUUUUACAAGCGUUGUUGGUUUUCAAAGUCCGAAGAAGCUUAAAUUGUUAUCAAAUGAGCGAUCUUUAAACGAGGAUCACCUCUUCAUGGCCUUGUCAUCUCCAUCAUCUUCGUCUUCAUCAUCGCCAUCGCCAUCGCCGUCGCCUUCUUUUUCUUCUUCUUCGCCGCCACCGCCAUUUUCGCACUCGAACCUCGAUCCGUCGGCGAUUGCCGCCGAGUGUUGGGCGGCGGCGGAGCUAACCACCAAGGAGAUACUAUGCCGGAUUCGGCCCAUUCUGGCGUCGGAGCAGAGCAGGAAGGAGAUUAUCGACUAUGUACAGACACUAAUUAGAUGCUCACUUGGUUGUGAGGUUUUUCCAUAUGGUUCAUUCCCACUAAAGACCUAUCUUCCGGAUGGAGACAUUGACUUGACUGCCCUUAGCAGUCCAAAUGUUGAGGAGGCUUUGGCCUAUGAUGUUUGCACUGUUCUGAAGGGGGAAGAGCAAAAUGAAAAUGCUGCAUAUGAAGUGAAAGAUGUCCAAUACAUUGGUGGUGCUGAGGUUAAACUUGUGAAAUGCCUUGUCCAGAAUGUUGUUGUUGAUAUUUCCUUCAAUCAGCUAGGGGGACUUUGUACGCUAUGUUUUCUUGAACAGGUUGAUCACAUUGUUGGCAAAGAUCAUCUCUUCAAACGCAGCAUUAUUCUAAUAAAAGCUUGGUGCUACUAUGAGAGUCGUAUUCUCGGUGCACAUCAUGGUCUGAUUUCAACAUAUGCUUUGGAAAUAUUGGUCCUAUAUGUCAUCCAUGUCUUCCAUUCUUCAUUAAAUGGCCCUUUAGCGGUUCUUUACAGAUUUUUGGAUUACUUCAGCAAAUUUGACUGGGAGAAUUACUGCAUCAGUUUAAAUGGUCCGGUUUGCAAAACUUCACUGCCUGAUGUAGUAGAUGAGGUUCAAGAAAAUUUUAUGGAUGAUUUAUUGCUCAGUGAAGAAUUUCUUAGAAGCUGGGUGGACAUAGUUCCAGUCCCAGUAAGGGUGCUUGAGACAAACUCGCGUGCUUUUCCCCAGAAGCAUCUUAAUAUAAUUGAUCCUCUAAAAGAAAACAACAAUCUUGGGCGCAGUGUUAAUAGAGGUAAUUUUUAUCGAAUACGUAGUGCUUUCAGAUAUGGAGCUCGUAAGCUUGGCUGGAUUCUUUUGUUACCAAGAGAAAGAAUAACAGGUGAGCUCCAUAAGUUCUUUGCAAAUACCAUGGAGAGGCAUAGGAGCAAGUCUGAGGUUGAUACACCGAAUCUUCUCCGAUUUUUUCCUGCUAAAGGGUAUCACCGUUCAUCCCCAGCAUCCCGCACCAGCAUGUGCUCUGAAGAUUUUAUUAGUUUACCGAAUGAAGACAAAAAUGCUUUGGGAAUCAGAAAUGAGCCUGAAAGAUCUUCAAUGGAAACGUUUUCCCCUCGGACAGCAUCAGAAGUUGAUUGCCCUGCAAGUGAAAAUUCUCUUUUAGAAUCUUAUCUUGCCGCUGGGGAUGCAAUAGAUGUCGCAACCUCUGGAUUUUACCAUGCUGCUUACACAUCUGAUUUUCUGCCUUCAAGCAGUGCUUUGCAUACUUUUCCUCAGGAUAAAUCUCACCAUGUACAUAAUUCUCAUUCCCCUGGCUUGAUUGCAGGAAAUGGGAAGAUAGAAAGUGAGAAUUUGUUUAGAAAAUUGCCUGAAAACCUAGUUAUUGAUGAUGAAGAAGCGUGUACCUUUUCUAAGCUGGAACACGAAGGGAAUCAUUUAGUGCCUGAUAAUUCAGUAUUUUCAUGCAAUAAUCACAAAGGUCUUGCUUCAGGUAGUAUGGCAAUCUCAAGUAAAGUCGGUUGCAUCUCAGAAAAUUCACCACUUACUUGUAGGAAGAGGGAUGUAGCUGGCAUUCCCGGACACUCUGAAGUUUUGAGAUCCUUUGUAGACCUCAGUGGGGAUUAUGAGAAUCAUAUCAGGAGUCUGCUCUUUGGUCAGUAUUGCCAUGGGUAUGCCCUGUCACCUCCUUUAUUGCCCAGUCCUCCCGUUUCACCUUCCAAGUUACCUCAUAAGAACCCAUGGGAUACUGCACAUCAAUCCCCUCAGUUCCAGCAGAAUUUGUAUUCUCAAAUGAAAACAAAUGGCAUUGUCCUGGGAUCACCAUUUUUCCAUUUGAAACAUCCCACACUAUAUGGUGCUGCAUUUAGUUUAGAAGAAAAGCCAAAAACGCGAGGCACAGGCACAUACUUUCCCAAGACGGACUAUCGUUCAUACAGGGACGGACCAACAUUGGGGAAGGAAAGGAGUCUGUCCACGGGAACUAAUGAUCACUUGCAGACUCAUAUUCGUAGCAAUGGGUCAAGAAUGGAUCCACCGGAGACAAAGUUGUCUGAAGAAGGCAGUUAUAAGUUCUCAAAGGCAGAAUUCCCAGAUCUAAGCCAUGCAAAGUGCAGGUCAUCAGACUUCAAUAACUCUCACUCUACAGUGCAGGGGUCUUCUCAAGGCAAUGGUGCUGUGCCCCUCCUACCCGGGAAACUGGAAUUUGGGUCUCUUGGGCAUUUGCCAUCUGGAGUACACUUGUCAAAAGGCAAAAUUCAUUCAGAUUCAGGGUCUCCCCGUGCUCAGGGCUCUGUCCCUCUCAUGCCAUCGGCAGUGAAGGAUUCGAGUUUACCAUUGGGUAAUUAUCAAGACAGGAUAGCAGGGCAGUCGUACCGCCUGAAAGAUGAUGACGAUUUUCCUCCAUUGUCCUAUAAAUGCCUGCAGAGGAUGGUUAACACAUAAGAACGGAAGAAACCAGCAUGAACAUGGAACAAGGUAUCCUUUUCUUUUUUGUGCUGUUUAUUUUGUGUGUACGAAAAAUGCACCUUGUACAUUCCUUUCCUCUCUUCUGUUUGUGCGGUUUUCGCUUUCUUUCUACACCCCCUCCUGUUGGGUUUUCGUUGAAUGGGGUGAUAGACAUGGUGAUGCUUCUUCGCCGAGAUUUUGUUUACUGUUCAACUGUUCUUGCUCUUUUUAAUGUUUUUUAUGGGAAACAGAAGUUUCCUUGUUUACAAACAAAAACAGCGUGUUGAAUUGGAAACCAGACGUUUCCAUGUCUGCCAAAAACACUUGUUUUGGAGAUGCGUACAUUUGUGGCAUUGAUUAUAAGGUUUUGAACAAUUGAUUUA